This is a messenger RNA of Nelumbo nucifera (sacred lotus), 1755 nucleotides long. RefSeq names its product aspartic proteinase NANA, chloroplast-like. The record is from RefSeq and is a predicted model, not a curated record. Gene Ontology annotation, molecular function: aspartic-type endopeptidase activity. NCBI's taxonomy places the organism in Eukaryota, Viridiplantae, Streptophyta, Magnoliopsida, Proteales, Nelumbonaceae. Gene Ontology annotation, biological process: proteolysis.
UAUAUUUAUAGAUCCAGAGUAAUAAUCUCUCAGCUCGGUCGCCAUAUUCUUCAUAUAUUAAUAUACCCUUCUAAGCUUAACAAAUCGAUUUUAUUGCCUCUCUUAUUCUUCUUUUUCACGAGAGCUAAAACUGAAACUAAUGUCGUCUCUCCUGCUUUUAGCCUUGUUAGUUUCCGUUAAUGGGUUCAUGUCGAUUACUCCGGCAUUUUGCGACACAAUGCGGUUUGAAAUGAUUCACAGGCAUUCGCCGGAGCUUUCGGGGAGGUUGGGUGCGGGGUUGCAAAAAACCCGUCUUGAACAAGUGAGGGAACUGGUUCGAUUGGAUGAACAACGUACCCAGAUGAUCUACCAUAGGAUAGGCCAACGGACUGAACGGAGGAAGGAUGCAGAGGGUGGAGCUGAUGGACAGAUUGGGGCGGCAGCUUGGACUGGUAAGGUUAUUGGUUCAAGUGGGGCUUCGGUUCCGAUGUUCUCCGGCUCGUUUGCCGGGGAGGGUCUGUACUUUGUUCCAUUUAGAGUGGGGACACCAGCGCAAAAUGUGCUGCUCGUCGCUGACACUGGGAGUGACCUCACUUGGAUGAAUUGCAUUCAUGGUUGUCGCAAUUGUGGGAGGAAAGUUGAUCGCCGUAGGUUCUUUAACGCCGAUUUGUCAUCUUCCUUCACAACCAUACCAUGCUUGUCUCGGAUGUGCAAGAAUGAUCUCGCUGUUAUGUUUUCCUUGACUGAUUGUCCCAAGCCAUUGAACCCCUGUAAGUAUGACUACAGUUACUCAAGUGGGCAAUCGGCACAAGGCUUCUUCGCCAAUGAAUCUGUGACUGUGAGACUCACGAAUGGUAGGAAGAUGAAAAUCCACCAUGUCCUGGUGGGAUGCACCCAGACAACACAAGGCCAGAAGUUCAGUAAUGUUGUUGAUGGCAUACUUGGGUUGGGAUACAGUCCUAACUCCUUCGCCACUAAAGUCUUACAAGUGUUCGGCAGCAAGUUCUCCUACUGCCUGGUCGAUCACCUGAGCCCCAGGAAUGUGUCGAAUUAUCUCGUCUUCGGCCGCAACCAUAUUGUGAAUGUGAACCCGCCGGAGAUGCAAUACACAGAGCUGAUGGUGGGCAAGGUCCUCCCAUAUUACGCGGUCAAUGUGAUCGGCAUCUCCAUAGGUGGUGUGCUGUUAAGAAUUCCAUUGAGCGUAUGGAAUUUGGAUAAGAACGGAGGAACGAUUCUGGACUCAGGUACCAGCUUAACGUUACUAGUUGAACCGGCUUAUCGGCUUGUGAUCGAUGCUCUGAAGGUGGCACUGAUUAUGUACAAGAAGGCGGAGGUGCCUGAAUUUGAGGUUUGUAUCAAGGUGGACAAAGCAUUUGAUGAGGGUCUAGUGCCUAGACUGGGAAUCCAUUUUGCUGGUGGAGCUCGACUGCUGCCGCCGGUGAAGAGCUACCUGAUCGAUGUGGCCGACGGGAUCAAGUGUCUUGGCUUCAGGUCUGUUUUUUGGCCGGGUAUCUCUGUAAUUGGCAACAUAAUGCAACAGAAUUUCUUCUGGGAGCUGGAUCUCAGGAGAGAGAGGGUGGGUUUUGCACCCUCCAGCUGCGCUUAAUAUUCAAUUAAUCAAGCUUAAUUACCUUCUCCAUUGAUUAAUUCUGAGCUUUUCAUCAUCAUUUAAUUGUAAUAUUCUUGAGCUCUUUCUCUACUUCUUCUUCAUUAAUUCUGUAAUUUAAUGUCUGAUACUAUACACAAUAUCAUCAUCUAUUGAUCAUCUUCAAUUUA